AUGCCAAUGCCCAACUAUUGGAAGAAGCGUCUGAUUCCGCCGCUGUUGUUUGGCCUCAAGCACGCCAUCCUUUGGCAGAUGGUGUUGCUGCCUGUAACGAUGAGCCGCCACCUUCUUGCCCUGGCUGCUGCUCGAACGAGGAUUCGGAAUUUCGUCCCUCUGGAGCACAUGACUUUCUUCCACAUUGCCCUGGGAUGCAUCACGUGCUUCUUCAUCAUCGUUGCCACCAACGUGUUCUCCAUCUUCUUCGGGCACGGCUGCCGACAGCACCUCGGGCAGUUCGGCCACCCUCUCGAGCCCGUCGAUUUCUGCGAGAAGAUGCAGAGCGAGAUCAUGAUCACAGGACUAGGCAUUUUUGUCCUCAUGGUGAUUGUGAUGGUAAGCUCCUUCCUGCGGCGCCACAUGCCGUUCGAGUGUUUCUACGUGCUGCACCAUUUCGUGUUCGUCUUGUUCGGCCUAGCCAUUGCACACACCAUGGACGACCAGGUUCGGACGGCACUCGCGUCGGCAAGAAUCGGUCGCAGGACUUCCGAUUCAUCGCCACGACGCUCAGUUUAUAUUUCUUGGAGCUCUCACCGUGCGGCGCGAUGA
Prorocentrum cordatum is the source of this 591-nucleotide messenger RNA. NCBI's taxonomy places the organism in Eukaryota, Dinophyceae, Prorocentrales, Prorocentraceae. The record is from the annotation of a GenBank genome assembly.